Molecule: messenger RNA, 479 nt
Organism: Mytilus californianus (California mussel)
Lineage: Eukaryota; Metazoa; Mollusca; Bivalvia; Mytilida; Mytilidae
Product: complement C1q tumor necrosis factor-related protein 3-like
Exons: 2
Coding region: 1-459 (152 amino acids)
Molecular function (GO): protein binding
Source: RefSeq, a predicted model, not a curated record
AUGCUAAUAGCUAUCAAAGGACGUAUCAUUCAUUCUCGACAGUCAAGAGUGACUUCUCCGGCGUUUUAUGUUUAUAUGUCAACAGAUGAAGCUAGCCCGGGACCGCAUCAUACACUUAUAUUCAACAGCGUGAUUACAAAUAUAGGCAACGCGUACAACCAAUACUCUGGUAUCUUCACUGCGCCGUCAAGCGGGAUGUACGUGCUUUCAUACACCAUAACGGCAGACAGUGGGGCCUCCAUUCCAGUCGAAAUCGUCAAAAACGCCGAUGUGAUUGGAUCACUUUUAACAAGGGCAUACGGCAGCUACAGACAAAGCGUUUCAUCAACCGUUGUUGUGAACAUGAAUGCUGGGGAUGUUUGUUAUGUCAGAACAAGCGGAUCAGGUGCCACUACGGCUGGCAGUAUUUAUAGUAGAACUGAAGCGAGAACUUCGUUUACAGGCUGGCGCAUUGAGUAAAUCAUUAAAUAAACGUUUUA